This is a messenger RNA of Tripterygium wilfordii, 852 nucleotides long. RefSeq names its product putative HVA22-like protein g. The record is from RefSeq and is a predicted model, not a curated record. The transcript has 7 exons. Lineage: Eukaryota; Viridiplantae; Streptophyta; Magnoliopsida; Celastrales; Celastraceae. The coding region runs from base 135 to 677 and encodes 180 amino acids.
AACUAUUGGCAAUUUGGCAUUCCUUCAUUCAUAAACUGCAAUUUGGCAUUGUUUUCUGUCGUCCCCUGAUCUCAAGUUUUCUCUGGUCGACAAACAGAAUUUUUCUGACUGGUGUGGAUAAAUAGGGAUUAAAGAUGUUGGGAGACUUCAUCACCAGAACUCUUAUAUUGCUUCUUGGAUAUGGAUAUCCGGCAUUCGAGUGCUUCAAGGCGACAGAGCUCAAUAGGGUGUCUGUGGAAGAACUCAGAUUCUGGUGUCAAUAUUGGACCAUUGUAGCAGUUCUUACAAUCUGUGAGAGGAUAGGGGAUACAUUUAUCUCAUGGUUGCCCAUGUAUGGGGAGAUGAAACUGGCAUUCUUCAUAUACUUAUGGUAUCCAAAAUUCAAGGGGACUGGCUUUGUCUAUGAUAAGUUGUUGCGGCCUUACAUCACAAAUAAUGAACCAGACCUUGAAAGGAAGUUGCAGAACUUGAGGGCAAGAGCAUGGGACUUUGCUAUCUAUUACUGGAAUAACUACACAGAUUUGGGUCAGACAAAAUUCUUCGAAAUGCUUCAGUUUUUGGGAAAUCAAUCAGGGAAGUCCGGCAUUAUUGGCAGUGAGGCUGACCAGCACUGUCCAAGUGCGCCGUUGCUGUCUCCAGACAACUCAAGCAAACAUUCAAGCAAGAAGAAGAAGUGACCAGGUAGCACUUCUCCAGAUGGAUCAAGCAAACAUUCAAGCAAGAAGAAGGAGCUCAGGCACCGGCUCUGGCGCUUCAGACCAUUUUAGCGGCUUUGAUAAAUUGUAAAACAACAUUUGUAUAAAAACUACAAGAACAACCCAACAAAGGAAAACAAGAAUUAAAUUCAUUUCA